CGUUGAUGGGAGUGUUUAGCCAUAGCAACUCCUUUCUGUUUUGCCCGGCUGCAGUCAUUUAUUGCUGAGGUCGGUCCUGAAGAGACGUGUUUUUUGUCUCCGGGUCGUGUGGACUCCCGGUCCUCGUGUCCUCGUGUCCUCGUGCUGCCGGGUGUCUGGGCUCGUGUCGGGUAGGGUGGAGAAAUCAGUGCACGUAACUGUUCAGUACAGCAUGUGCAGGUGAAAUCUCAGAGCCUGUGUGUAGAGGACAGAAGCCAGUCGGGGACAGCUUCGUGUGAUCGAGGAACCGUCCACAUCGGUCUGAGGGAUUGCUCAUCGAAGCACACCAAAGACAGUCUCUCCCUGUGGGUGUGUGUAUGUGUUUCUCUCAGGAUCUGCUUCGUCUGAGAAAACCAUCUACAUCCAGCACCUCCAACUAAGAAAUAUCAUCAAUAUCCACUGAGCCAGGCCUGUUGAGCCCGGCGUGCUCUUUUCUGACUCUUCCCUUGGCCCCCUUCACACCCUCUGCAGACGCUGGCACGGCAGCACUUUAGGACUGCUAAUCAUGAGUGAAUUCUGGUUGUGCUUCAACUGCUGUAUCGCUGAGCAGCCACAGCCGAAGCGGCGGAGGCGCAUUGACAGGAGUAUGAUCGGUGAGCCCACAAACUUCGUCCACACAGCCCAUGUGGGAUCUGGAGAUCUGUUCAGCGGCAUGGACUCUGUGAACUCAAUUCAGAACCAAAUGCAGUCAAAGGGGGGAUACGGGCGUGAGACCAUCCCCAUCAAUGUGCAGAUGCAACUGGUAGACACAAAAGCAGGAUAAUCCCUAACUUGAAGAAGCUUCCACUGCAUCAGUGUAUCCAUUUCGACGCUUUCCAUAGCCUCCCAGCACCCCUUUUUCUCACCAAGCAAACACACGGACCAUCAUGCACUUCAUGGGAAUGAGGAUGUCCAUGGCUGUCAGUAUCCUCGCCACCCUCAUAAUGGACGCUUGCAUGCCCUGUCAUCGACAGCCUAGCAGUGCAUGGUGUAACCUGGCAAUUUGUCUGUGGUUUGAACAGCUCAUUUUCUCAAAACUCAUACAUGAAGGUCUGGAACCUCCAAGUACAAACUUUGUAGUUUCAUUUUAUUUUCUUUUUUCCUUCACAGACUUUUUGAGUUUAAAACCUGGUGCAAAAAACGCCAACGAUGUUCAUAUAAAAUGUCACUAGCUCUGGUCAUGCGAUGCCAAAAUGCUCAUUUUGAUGGAAUGAUGACACACUUCUGAGAAGAAGUACCAUUUUUUUGACUGAGGCUCAAAUGAAUGCUGUUUUGUAAGAAGUGUGAUUGUUCCUUUGCUGUUUACGUCAUUUCAGAUUUCAUUCCUUUUAUCUUUGUUUUUCUUUGCGGUAAAAUAUGAUUAAAGCAACAAUAACUGAUGCUGAAAUGCACAACUGACAUUUCACUCACCACACUGCUGUAAAUGUUUUACCAUAAACUUGAUAUGAAGAUGCUCAAGCUAUAAUUGUUUGUUGUACAGUCAACGUGGAAAACCGACAAUGUCGUCAAUGUCCUAAUGCUUUAAGCUGAUAUGGCAACAAUAUUUAUGAGAUUGUGGAAGACCUUGAAAUUGGGGCCAAUUCGCUCUCCCUGUUGUACUUGCAGUCUUUUGGGAAAUAUAUUGUAACCUCUUAGAUAAUGCUUUAGCGAACAAAUGCCUAAAAUCUGCCAUUUAUAGUUUAAACUAUUACUCUCAAAAUCUGGGGUUUGAGAGACUGAUGUUUUAAAUAGUUAUAAAACUAAAUUUUGUAUUAAAUUGCACUAAUUUUUCAAAUGCAUAAUGAACAUCAAGAAUUCUGGGAAAUGGGAAGUGUAGCUUGUUAAAAUACAGUAGAUAACUUAUAUGAGUCAGUUUGUUCAGGCUUCUCUCAUUAAUUGCCUCAGAAAAUACUGAAAGUAAUCAAUUUUAGAAAUAAGAUAAGUUUUGACUGUCAUUAUUCAAGUCACGUAUUUAUGAAUUUGUAAAUCAAAACCUCAGUUUGGAGUGAAAGCAGUUUUGGUAUAUCAGUGCCAGGCCCAAGAAAGUUAAAUGAGAUAAAAGGCCAUACAGUAUAAUGUGUGAACUCACAGCUGAAUGUCCAAUUGUCGUUUUCUCAAGUGCUUUCUGUUUGUAUAUACUGUGUAUUUUGUGUGCCACAACCUGAACUAUGCUAAUUUAUUUUUCCUUAUUCCUUCUGUGUGACUCCUCCCAGCAACCACCCCCCCAGACCCCAUCAAGUAUUUAAUGUCAUGUCUUAUAAAUUUAUCGCAUUAUCGUGUUGUCAAAAUGAAGAAUUUUGGCAGAGUUUGUUAGUUUAGAGCUGGACAAAGUGAAAUGUUUUCCUGGUGCUCUAAAUGAGUUGAGGUUAAAGAAUCAACAGCCACCUGUGAUGUAUACAGAGGUGCCAACAUCUACAGUUUAGCUUAGCAUUUACGAUUUUUGACCCAUUGAAAACUGAAAAUGACGCUUUUCUGCUUUCUGAGAUAAAGCAGCUAUAAAACCAAAACAAAUCACUUGGCAGAAAAGUCAAUUCAGGGGAAAGGACGAAAUAUGUGAUGUGUAACAUGAGAGAUGGGGAAAAUGAUGCGGGACAGGAAAGGGCAAAGAUCACUUAGAUCUUUUAGAUCUUAUGUGAAUUUGUGAACCAGUAGAAAACAUGCAGAGCUUCGGUCUCUUUGGUUGGCAAAAACACAGGGCUUUCUCUCUACUCGGAUUUUCUUUUAACAUUGUUGGCACCUCUGUUCUGUAUAAAAAAUGUUAACCAGUGAAGACAUUAAUGAUCAAGUUCACACAAAAUUUUGAGCAUUUUGGCUACAGUGGUGUAAUUGGCAUGCAUUAGAAUUGCAAUGACCCUCAGCCUCUGUUCACCAGAUGGAUUUCAUCAUCAGGGAUUUCAAGAAGCUAUUGUUUUAGAUGCCAGAGCACAUUUUUAUACAUUUAACGCUUGUUAUUUUGCAUUCUAUGUUGGCUUGUACAUUACCAAAUGUGUUCACUUGAAAUAAAUAUUUUUUCCAUGUUA
Pangasianodon hypophthalmus (striped catfish) is the source of this 3017-nucleotide messenger RNA. It is a transcript of the gene cdc42se2, whose product is annotated as CDC42 small effector 2. Gene Ontology annotation, cellular component: plasma membrane. NCBI's taxonomy places the organism in Eukaryota, Metazoa, Chordata, Actinopteri, Siluriformes, Pangasiidae. Bases 545 to 802 code for a protein of 85 amino acids. The transcript is spliced from 5 exons. The record is from RefSeq and is a predicted model, not a curated record. Gene Ontology annotation, biological process: regulation of Rho protein signal transduction. Gene Ontology annotation, molecular function: small GTPase binding.